Molecule: messenger RNA, 1962 nt
Organism: Lodderomyces orthopsilosis Co 90-125
Lineage: Eukaryota; Fungi; Ascomycota; Pichiomycetes; Serinales; Debaryomycetaceae
Gene: GPR1
Product: Gpr1p
Exons: 1
Coding region: 1-1962 (653 amino acids)
Biological process (GO): adenylate cyclase-activating G protein-coupled receptor signaling pathway
Cellular component (GO): plasma membrane
Molecular function (GO): G protein-coupled receptor activity
Source: RefSeq, a predicted model, not a curated record
AUGUCAGAGUUAAUUGCAGAUCUACGGCAACAAACAUUGCUCACGCUCACGACGAUGACAACGGAAGUGCAAGUGAGUAAUGUUGCCUCAGCAUCCGCAUUAGAGCCCACUACAGCGGAUAAUGUCAUGGCAACAAUAGUGCACUUAUUCAAGAGGGUCGACGAUAUCAACAAUCAAAUCACAAAGUUCACACAUCAUGAAUCGUUCGUACAACGAGUUGUGGCAAUAUCUUCGUCAUGCGCAUCAAUCACAGCGGUUAUGAUUGCACUAUACUUCCUACUAGCGAUCGAUCCCAAACGACUUGUGUUUCGUCACCAACUAAUUUCAUUUUUACUAUUGUUUGAUUUGUUAAAAGCGGUAAUUUUGUUGAUUUAUCCAAGUAGGGUGUUGACUCAUUCAGUUUCAUACUAUAACCGAAAAUUUUGUCAAGUUGUGGGAUUUUUUACUGCCACGGCGAUCGAGGGAGCAGACAUUGCAAUUUUUGCCUUUGCCUUGCACACGUUCUUGCUAAUUUUCAAGCCAUCAUUGAAUACCCGGCUGGCACAUUCUAAUCGUGUUGAAGGUGGUCUAUACAAGAUGAGAUAUUUGGUAUAUGCAUUGUCAGUAUUGAUUCCGUUGAUCUUGGCCAGUUUGGCAUUUAUCAAUGGGACAGGGUAUGAUUCACUCGUUUGUUGGUGCUACUUACCCAUGAGACCUGUCUGGUACAGGCUAGUCCUUAGUUGGGUUCCACGUUGGUGUAUCGUUGUUGCCAUUUUUGUAUUUUAUGGCUUGAUUUACAUUCGCGUUGUUAAAGAGUUCAAAUCCCUAGGUGGGGCUUUUACAAAUAUUCAUCAAAGAAAUGCUGGUCAUUUUAGUAACGAAGCUCCCACAUUUUUUGCGUCGCUAAAGUUCUUUUUUGGCUCAAUCAAGGACCACUUAUUUCCCAAGAUGUUGAUACCGGAAGAAUCUGCACAUACUGCAAAAUUGACCACUAGUAUAGGGCCAUUUGAGCGUGGACGUGGUGGAGGAGUCAAUGAACUGGAUUCGGAUGAAGUCGAUGAUUUAGAGGAGUUGGCAGAUGACUACACCGAUUCAUCUAUAAAGGAUAUCAAUUUACAGCACUUUCAAAGGCGGCAAAAGGUUAUUCAGAAACAGAUGAGGUCAAUAUUUAUCUAUCCGUUUGCAUACUGUUUUAUUUGGUUGUUUCCGUUUAUUUUACAAUCUACUCAGUUCAACUAUGAAGAGGCUCAUAGUCCAGUUUAUUGGUUGAAUGUUUUGGGUGCAUUCAUGCAACCCUUCAAUGGAGUCGUUGACUCAAUUGUAUUUUUCAUUCGAGAAAAACCAUGGAAAAAUACCGCCAUGAGAAACUUUGAAAAGGAACAUCGACAACGCGUUGACAAUAUCAUCCAAAACAGUGUUGAGCAACACCGAUAUAGUGCUGUGCCAUUUACUAACACGCAGGAAGCAAGCGAGCGCAUUGCACGAAACUCAGUCAGUGCCAGCACAGCAUUAGUUGAUAUCAAUAACUACAAGUAUUGGAGACGACUUUUAAACAAAUGGAAAUUUCCAUUGUUUCAACUACCGACGGAGGAAAACAUAUUCAAAGCUCAAGAUAAGUAUAUUAGCAAGAGAUUGAAAGAAAAAGAGGAGAAUGGAGAAUUUAACCAUUUCAAGCCUCAACAACCAAAGGGAACUAAAGCCAACUUUACAAUGAAUGAAAAACCAAAUAGUACAACUAGUAAUGACGAUAGUGAGUUGAGUUUCCCACCCCAAAUUCAUGAUAAGUAUUCUACUCACAAAUUUGAGCCAGGAUCAAGUGCUGGUACUGUUCCUACCCUAAGCCUACCUCAAAGGCGUAGAACCAGUGUUCCUGUUUUCAAAUCGGAUAUACAAACCCCACCAUCACCUAAUCAAGUCGAUAAUGAUGAAGAUAAUGAGGAUGAGGGGAGUGAAUUAGAUUUUACCCAGUUUUUAAAGUCUUGA